GAGCGGGGCGCUGCUGCUCCUCCCACGUGUCAAACAUCCGACGGCCUCUCAUCGCUCCGCCGCCCUACGCCCCCUCUUCAAAUUACCACGGCGAAGCGGAGAACAGAACGGAGCGAAAGCCGAGCACUUGGAGUGGGUGUCGGGGUACGUACGCGUUGGCCAUGGCGGAGCACUCGGAGGAGUCGGCCCUGACGGAGGAGAUCCAGCAGAAGUCCCGAGGCCACGAGGACUCAUCCUCCUUGUCGUCUGGUUCCGAUGCGGAGAAGCCCGGGCCAUCACCUUCCGUCAAGGUCACACCCUACCGCCUCUUCAGCCGGGAGAGGCCUGUCCACCAAGUCCUCGGCAGCGGCAGAACUGCUGAUGUUAUGCUAUGGAGGAACAAGAAGAUCUCAGCUGGAGUGCUCAGCGGUGCUACCGCUAUCUGGGCUCUGUUCGAGUUAGUCGGCUACCAUCUUCUCACUUUGAUCUGCCAAGGCCUUAUGCUCUCUUUACUUGUCCUCUUCUUAUGGUCCAAAGCUUGCACCUUGAUUAACAAAUCUCCGCCACGCAUUCCAGAGGUGAACAUAUCGGAAGAACGAGCCAUAAAAGUUGCACUCAAUAUGAGGAAUGAGAUGAACGGGGCCUCUGCUGUUCUUAGGGAGAUCGCACUGGGACAGGACCUAAAGAAGUUUCUAGCUGUUAUUGCUGUGCUCUGGAUUCUAUCGACUGUAGGAAGCUCUGUCAAUUUCUUGACCUUGGUCUACAUAACAUUCAUGACACUGCUCACAGUGCCUGUUCUUUACGAGAAGUAUGAGGACAAAAUUGAUGCAUCUGCAGAGAAGGCAAUAACAGGAAUCAGGCAGCAGUAUGCGGUGUUUGAUGCCAAGGUUCUCAGUAUGAUCCGUCGAGGUCCACUGAAGGCCAAGAAGCACUAGAUCAUGGGCAUUGUUAGUACUGUCAAUGAUUUAUCUGUGGUUCAGUCAGAACGCUUUCUUUAUCUUGUCUAUAAAGCUGUCAACUUUUUCCUUCAAUCUAAUUGAAUGAGUGUGGCCUGUC
Musa acuminata AAA Group (dessert banana) is the source of this 1035-nucleotide messenger RNA. Its product is annotated as reticulon-like protein B5. The transcript has 5 exons. Bases 162 to 914 code for a protein of 250 amino acids. NCBI's taxonomy places the organism in Eukaryota, Viridiplantae, Streptophyta, Magnoliopsida, Zingiberales, Musaceae. The record is from RefSeq and is a predicted model, not a curated record.